Toxotes jaculatrix (banded archerfish) is the source of this 3112-nucleotide messenger RNA. It is a transcript of the gene sarm1, whose product is annotated as sterile alpha and TIR motif containing 1. Gene Ontology annotation, molecular function: signaling adaptor activity; NAD+ nucleosidase activity; protein binding. Gene Ontology annotation, biological process: response to axon injury; negative regulation of MyD88-independent toll-like receptor signaling pathway; signal transduction. NCBI's taxonomy places the organism in Eukaryota, Metazoa, Chordata, Actinopteri, Toxotidae. The coding region runs from base 723 to 2861 and encodes 712 amino acids. The transcript has 8 exons. Gene Ontology annotation, cellular component: dendrite. The record is from RefSeq and is a predicted model, not a curated record.
UCUUUUCUUGUACAUCGCCGGCAGUAUUCGGAGCAGGUGGGCGGUGCAGACCCCUGAAGAUCCAGUCUGAAGCCAGCCUGCGGUUACUAACCUGAAGAUACGAUAGGUCAGGUGGUGCUAUCGAGGCGGUGACACAUUUUGUAUUUUAUUUUUGGUUUUUACCGGAAACAAGCUACAGGCACAGAUAAAGACCGUAUGCGAUGAACAGGCCUUCUUUGUCUGCAAAGCCUCUGUGAAUGCAAAAGAAGGAACAGACAACAAUAGUUUAUUUCUUCAUUACAAUAUUUCUUUAUUUUUUUUUUUCUUUUUCUUCGGAAAACAAGUAGGAUUUACUUCCUGGCCUUUCAGUCUGAGACCCUUUGUGCUCAGAUUUAGCCCCUUGAAGGACACUACUUACAUACAGACUGGUAUUAAGUCCGUUACUGAGACACAACAGCGGCUGUGGACUAUGCGUAAACAUCCUCUGAGCAGCUCAGGAUCUGCUGAUGAGUCUGCAUGGACUUACUGCCGGGGAUGACAUCCAGAGAGAGGUGAUGCAAUCUGGUGAAAGCUGUCACUUUUGAUUUGCAGCUGAGGCCUCGCUCGACGCAUCUGCGGUAGUAGGCUGUGUUUACAUGACAACGGACAGGAUACGACUGAAAGGACUGGGAACAAACACAUCACAGCACUGAAGGCCAGUACUCAUCCACAUACGCUGGUCACGCCGGUUUAUUUGCCGGUAGAUGCUCUUUACUCUGACGCUCUUCCUGUGGAGGCUCCACCGACGUUUCUCCAUCAUGUUCAGCUCAGACAGACUCACGGUCCCGGAUUAUGUCAGCCGGCUGCAGAGAGGGAGGAGCGGGUCCGGCUCCGACCCCAGAGCAGUCUCCCCGGGCAUCAACGCCGACGUCCAGGCGAGUUUGGACACCUCACUCCCCGCCCUGCGCUCCGCCAUCAGGAGGCUGAAGUCAGGCAAGGAAAGCGCUGAUUCAGACGAGAUCCGCAGAGCCAUCGCGGAGAUCUUUCAGCUGGUGGAGGAGGCCUGGAUCCUGCCCACUGUGGGCCGUCAGGUGGCCGAGGAGAUCUGCAAAAGGAUCCGGCUGGAUGGAGGCCUGGAGUUGCUGCUUCAACUCCAGCAGACACCUGCUGUGGAGAUCACCUAUGAGUCUGCAAAACUACUGGAGCAGAUACUGAUCUCAGAGAACAGAGACUAUGUGGCUCGUAUGGGUCUGGGGGUCAUCCUCAACCUGACUCGACAGCAGGAAGACGCCCAGCUCGCUCGCAGUGUCUCUGGGAUCCUGGAGCACAUGUUCAAACACACCGAGGAGACGUCCGUCCACCUCAUCUCUAACGGUGCCCUGGAUGCCCUCCUCUUCUGGUGCCGGGGUACAGAUCCCACUGUGCUGCGGCACUGCGCUGUGGCCCUAGCUAACUGUGCCAUGUACGGGGGCCACCGCUGUCAGAGGUGGAUGAUCGAGAAACAGGCAGCUGAGUGGCUUUUCCCACUGGCUUUUUCCAAAGAGGAUGAACUUAUUCGCUUCCAUGCAUGCCUGGCUGUGACUGUGUUAGCUGCAAACAAAGAAAUUGAGAAGGAGGUGGUGAAAUCUGGGACCUUGGAGCUGGUGGAGCCGUUCAUUGCAUCUUUGGAUCCAGAUGACUUUGCUCGCAGUUUACUGGACAGUGCGGACUGCAUGCAGGGGAAGACAGCAUCCGAUCUGCAGCACCUCUUACCAUUGCUGGAUGGCACAAGACUGGAGGGAAAGUGCAUUGCAGCCUUUUACUUUUGUGUUGAGACCAGUAUCAAGUCUCGUCAGCGCAACACUAAGAUAUUUCAAGAGAUCGGAGCGGUGCAGAGCCUAAAAAGAAUCGUCAUGUACUCCAGUAAUGGUACAGCCUGUGUCCUCGCUAAGCGGGCGCUGAACAUGAUGGGAGAGGAAGUGCCAAAACGUAUCCUGUCAUGUGUUCCCAACUGGAAAACCUGUGAGGUGCAGACAUGGCUGCAGCAGAUUGGAUUCAGUGCUUAUUGUGACCGUUUCCUGGAGCUUCAGGUGGACGGAGACCUCCUGCUGAACAUCACAGACCAGGAUCUGAGCAGUGAUCUGGGCAUGACUGCAGGCCUCACCCGAAAAAGGUUUCUGAGAGAUCUGCGCGUGUUGAAAACAUACGCCAACUACGCCACAUGUGACCCAAACAACAUGGCCGACUGGUUAGUUGAAGUGGACCCUCGUUUUAGACAGUACACCUACGGUCUGGUCCAGUCAGGCGUGGAUCGCAACAACGUCCAGCACCUGACCGAUCAGCAGCUCCAGCACGACUGCUACGUAGACAACGGAGUCCACAGAGCCAAGAUACUGUCUGCUAGCCGCAGACCUUUAAAACCAUGCCUCACAGAUGCCCAGCCUCCAGGGCCCGACGUGUUCAUAAGCUACCGUCGGACAACUGGCUCCCAACUGGCCAGCCUUCUGAAGGUCCACCUGCAGGUUCGAGGAUACAGCGUCUUCAUAGACGUGGAGAAGCUGGAGGCCGGCAAAUUUGAGGACAAACUGAUUCAGAGCGUACAGCGAGCACGUAACUUCAUCCUGGUCCUGUCCGCCAGCGCGCUCGACAAGUGCAUGGGUGACAGUGCCAUGAAGGACUGGGUGCACAAGGAGAUAGUCACGGCCUUGGCUUGUAAGAAGAACAUAGUCCCUGUCACAGAUAAUUUCAUGUGGCCGGACCCCAUGUCUCUGCCAGAGGACAUGAGAGCAAUUCUCAACUUCAAUGGCAUCAAAUGGUCCCAUGAAUAUCAGGAGGCCACAAUUGACAAGAUCCUUCGCUUUCUGAAAGGACCACAAGACCAAAUUGACGGCCCAGACGCCUCCAAAGGACAGAAAAAGAAAUAAACUGACAUAAACAGAGUUUGAACUCAGCUACAAUAACUUUUCAUGAUGCCAAAUUCCACAUGGCCUAUGGUGAACCGGCCGGCAGCUUCCCCUGCUCUGGCCAAAUGCAUGUGAAGUGAAUUUGAAUAUGUUUAGAUUACAUGCUCACAUGAAGACCUAAUAUAAAUAGACCCAAUAUAUGGCAAACAGUAAAUGAAAUAAAAAAAAAAAAAAAGGGAGUUCAGAUUGUAUAUAAAUAAACUCUAAGCCUU